This is a messenger RNA of Laetiporus sulphureus 93-53, 399 nucleotides long. RefSeq lists its product as uncharacterized. The record is from RefSeq and is a predicted model, not a curated record. Bases 1 to 399 code for a protein of 132 amino acids. The transcript is spliced from 5 exons. Lineage: Eukaryota; Fungi; Basidiomycota; Agaricomycetes; Polyporales; Laetiporaceae.
AUGGCUUUUGUCUUUUACAAGGGCAGUUUGCUCUUCCUAGGCAUGGCCGCCGUGCAGGGCAAACUCUACGCCAACUCCUUCCUUGCUACGUUGAAUGCUCGACAGCACUUGAAUAGUCCUCGAGGCAUCGCAGCAGGCGACGCGAUCACUAUAGGUUCGCUGCUGAAAAGAUUGCCGGGGGAGAUAGGUACGCGACACCAGGAGAUCUAUCAGACGGUCACGAAAGCCACGCACGACGACUCCGCGCAAGGCAUCGACGUAGGGUCCAGUGUGACUGAAGUCCCGAGCAUGUGGAUAUGGGCGUGGACGGCGCGGACGGGCGCAAAGUCCAAAUUUUGGUCUAAUCCAGAUGCCAUGACCGUGAUUGAAUGCUCCCAGGGAUCGCAUGGAUUAAUGUAG